UCAUUCUCCGUUUUGAACCGAAAGCCCAACGAACGGCAUGAGCGGGUCCGUCAUGAACGCGUGCAGCUGCAAGAAGCGAAAGUGCCCUCGAUGCUGCGAGCAAAUGCUUGUCCAGAACUUGUUCAAGGUGCUUGUCAAGCUCCCCGAGAAGAGCAUUGAGUUUCGAUGUGUCCGAGCGCUUCUCAGCGGCAGCUUCACCAACAUCAACCUGAACUCGACCUUGGCAUCGUGUGGGUACACGGUGAACAUUGCCCCCCACAGCUACGCAGCUGGUCGCCGUGACUUUACCCUGCUUGAAAAGGGUCAUGGCUUGCAAAAGAAUCCAAACUCCCCGUCUGGCCCUCGUCGCGGCCGUCGCGGUAUCUCGAAAGUGUUUCGCCAAGAAAUUGCGCGCUACUUUUCGCUCGGACAAGCGUUGGAUGCAGGCCAAUGUCUGCUCUGGUUGAAGGCUAACGUCUUGGAUGAAUCGACGUUUCCCACGGAAGAAGAGAUUCAUCGUGUCUUGACCAACUUGAGCCAACCCAAGAUCAAACGCGCGCCGGGCGAGGGCGAAGGCACGGAGCGCCGUGGUCGCAAGCCGAAUCCGUACCGCAGUCAAGUCACGAUGUUCCUCCUCAACAACAAGAACGCGAACCCGAACGAUUGCUAUCAGUGGCUCCUGCAAAACUACGUGAACCCGGACCUUCCGCAGCCCGACCUCAAGCAAAUCAAGACGCUGAUCAACAACAUUAAGUCGAACCCGAACUUCCGAUCGCAAGCCAUGUACUAACCAACUCAUUCUAUUUUCCUUUGGUCUUUCCAUGUUGCGUGAGUGUCCUUUUAUGAUCGACUUCCGCGUGGUUCUUUCACCACCGCGUGUACUGUCCCCCCGUCGUGCUGUUGCUAUUUAUUGCCCGUCUGGACGAUUCAUGGGGCGAAGGCGCAGCGAUGAGAGAUAAGAUUCCGGAAGAUAUUUUCGCCUGUGUAUAGUCGGCGUCCUGUUGCGUGCCUUCAACGUGCGCGCGAGCAUCGUGGGUUUUGCGCAGACAAGUGCAUCCUGCUCCAUGUUGUGG
Molecule: messenger RNA, 1052 nt
Organism: Aphanomyces invadans
Lineage: Eukaryota; Oomycota; Saprolegniomycetes; Saprolegniales; Verrucalvaceae
Exons: 4
Coding region: 38-769 (243 amino acids)
Source: RefSeq, a predicted model, not a curated record